AUAUCUGCAGUGGAAGAUUUGAAUUUCGGCUGGUGGCAGGAGAUGAGACAACCGCGUUCCUUUAUGCACACAUUUGGUUUCAUUGACACGUUAACCACAGGAGCAGGGGCAAAGGCCAGAAGGUGUGGGGUUUGUAUGAGUGGGGACAAAGGAACUUUUUCUUAAAGAAAAAAGCAUCUGUACUGCACAGACUUUCCACGAUUCCACACCCACCCUGAAAGCCCCUUCUCACCACAGGAAGUACGCUGACCACUGGAGGAAUAAAGGGGCUGCUAAGAGCAGCCGUUCCUCACCUUCUCCUCACACAGCUCAGCAGGACCUCAGCCAUGAGACCUCUCCUCCUGGCACUGCUUGGGAUCUGCUUUCUCACUGAAUUCAUUGUGGAAGGUGUGGGGAGUGAAGUCCUAGAAAGGAGCAUCUGCGUGAGUCUAACGACCAAGAGACUGCCAGUUAAAAACAUCAAGACCUACACCAUCAAGGAGGGCUCCAUGAAAGCAGUAAUAUUUAUCACCAGACGUGGUCUUAAAGUCUGUGCUGAUCCGCAAGCUGACUGGGUGAAAAAAGCAGUAGAGAGUGUGGACAAGUCUACCAGGAGAAACACGAAACAGACCCAGCCUACAGGAGCCCAACAUUCCACUAAUACAGCUGUGACCCUGACUACAUAGUGGCCUUCGGGCCGGUUUCCUCACUAGCCAGCCAGCUCAUUUUCCUUCAUAAACUCCUGGACUAAUUAGAUUAUAUUCACUUUUUAUAAAAGUGCUGCAUGAGCCAACUUAUUUUCUUGUAUUUUUAUUUUUCGUGUCUUUCAUAUUCAUUUAGAUACUAUAAUUAAUAAAUAUUUAUUA
Molecule: messenger RNA, 845 nt
Organism: Ailuropoda melanoleuca (giant panda)
Lineage: Eukaryota; Metazoa; Chordata; Mammalia; Carnivora; Ursidae
Gene: XCL2
Product: X-C motif chemokine ligand 2
Exons: 3
Coding region: 327-665 (112 amino acids)
Biological process (GO): antimicrobial humoral immune response mediated by antimicrobial peptide; positive regulation of GTPase activity; cell chemotaxis
Cellular component (GO): extracellular region
Molecular function (GO): chemokine activity; CCR chemokine receptor binding
Source: RefSeq, a predicted model, not a curated record